Lathyrus oleraceus (garden pea) is the source of this 1885-nucleotide messenger RNA. Its product is annotated as mogroside IE synthase. NCBI's taxonomy places the organism in Eukaryota, Viridiplantae, Streptophyta, Magnoliopsida, Fabales, Fabaceae. The transcript has 2 exons. Gene Ontology annotation, molecular function: quercetin 3-O-glucosyltransferase activity; quercetin 7-O-glucosyltransferase activity. The record is from RefSeq and is a predicted model, not a curated record. Bases 135 to 1532 code for a protein of 465 amino acids.
GAGAUAAAAAAGAGUCUAAAAGUGAGAGAAAGAUUUUGAGUUGUUCAAGAGAGAUAAUAUAUCUAAGUUAAACUAUUGAGUUGUUUUGAAGAGUGAACACAAAAAACAUAACACAACAAAGAGAAAACUAAGAAAUGGAGAAAGAAUCAAAAAACAAAAUCCCUCACUGUUUAGUAAUUCCAUAUCCAACACAAGGUCACAUAAACCCAAUGCUUCAAUUCUCAAAACGUUUACUCCAAAAAGGAAUACAAAUCACACUAGUUAACACCAUAUCCAAUUCCAAAACCAUCACAACCAUAAACCUCAACAAGUCCUUCCAAUUCGAAACCAUCUCUGAUGGUUUCGACGACGGAGGACUUACUGCCGCAGAAAACAUCAACACUUACAUCGAUACCUUUCGUCGAACCGGAUCACAAACUCUUGAUCAACUUCUUCACAAGUUAACAACAACAGACAAUCCUGUUGAUUGUGUUAUUCAUGAUGCUUUCUUGCCUUGGAUUGUUGAUGUUGCUAAGAAGUUUCAACUACCUGUUGCUGUUUUUUUAACUCAAGCUUGUUCUGUUAAUACUAUAAACUUUCAUGCUUUUAAGAGAUGGUUGGAUUUACCUCUGUUGGAGACAGAAAUUGUUUUACCUGGAUUGCCUAAGCUUGAAGCUUCUGAUUUUCCUUCUUUUUUGUAUCAAUAUGGAACUCAUCCUGGAUAUUUUGGUCUUCUUACAAACCAAUUUUCAAUGAUUGAUCAAGCCGAUUGGGUUCUUGCCAACACUUCCUAUGAACUGGAGCCAGAGGUAGUGGAAUGGUUGAUGAAGAUUUGGCCAUUAAAGACUAUAGGACCAUGUGUUCCGUCUAUGUUUUUAGACAAAAGGCUCAAAGAUGACAAUGAAUAUGGUGGUAGCAUCUUCACUACAAAUUCUGAAUCUUGCAUCAAAUGGUUAGAUACUAAACCGAAAGGUUCGGUUGUUUAUGUGUCUUUCGGAAGCAGGGCUAGUCUCGGUGAGGACCAAAUUCAUGAGCUAGCCUGUGGUUUGAAAAAUUGCAGAAGAUAUUUCAUAUGGAUUGUUAGAGAUUCUGAAAAGGGUAAGCUUCCAAAAGAUUUUUCGGAGUUAUCAGAGAAAGGUUUAAUAGUGAGAUGGUGUCAACAACUAGAAGUGUUGCAACAUGAAGCUGUUGGAUGUUUUGUGACACAUUGUGGUUGGAAUUCAACAUUGGAAGCAUUGAGUUUAGGAGUUCCGGUUAUUGCUAUACCGAUAUGGACAGAUCAAAUUACGAAUGCCAAAUUUGUUGUUGAUGUAUGGAAAAUUGGAGUGAGAGGUGUUGCGGACGAGAAAGGGAUAGUUAGAAGUGAAACGAUUGAGGGUUGUGUAAAGGAAAUGAUGGAGACUGAAAAGGGAAAUGAAAUGAAGAAGAAUGCUAUGAAAUGGAAGAGUGUGGCUAGGAAUUGUGUUGACGAGAGUGGAAGUUCAGACGAAAAUAUUGCAGAAUUUGUGAAUGAAUUGACUCGAAGACGGAAGCCGGGUCAUAUGCAACACUGAUAUAUGUCGAUGUUAUAUUGAUGAUUCAGCCUAUUGUUGUGUCUGUUUUGCUCGUACGCAUUGCAUUGUUCUGUUGCUGCGUCUUAGCAUUUUGUUGCGUUAUCGUUUCUGGUUUACUGCGUCCACUCUAUAUGUGAUUCAGCAACGGCAUAAUUCUGCAUUGAUGUUGCAUUUUAGGGUGACAUGCAAUUUGAUUUAGUGAUACUGCUAUAUUUGUGGUUCUGAUUUUUGCGUUUUUUGGUCAGCUGGUGUUUGGUUGUUUAAAUCCAAUCCGCUUUACCAAUGUUUGAAAAUUGUUUCUUUCUUUCUUUCACUUGAGCAACAAUGACAAAAAAGUUUGGAGGUGAAAAUCA